This is a messenger RNA of Archocentrus centrarchus (flier cichlid), 7778 nucleotides long. RefSeq names its product inositol polyphosphate phosphatase-like 1a (gene inppl1a). Gene Ontology annotation, cellular component: cytosol. Bases 356 to 4123 code for a protein of 1255 amino acids. The transcript has 27 exons. Gene Ontology annotation, molecular function: protein binding; inositol-polyphosphate 5-phosphatase activity. Gene Ontology annotation, biological process: phosphatidylinositol dephosphorylation; regulation of immune response; negative regulation of insulin-like growth factor receptor signaling pathway. The record is from RefSeq and is a predicted model, not a curated record. NCBI's taxonomy places the organism in Eukaryota, Metazoa, Chordata, Actinopteri, Cichliformes, Cichlidae.
ACAUUACGCUGACUUGACCGAGCUCGUCCCCGCAGUUGCUCCCCGGUCUCCGUGUGGAUUUACAUACCCUGAUUUCCGUGGGACUGGGAAGAGAAAGGGGAGGGCGGUGAACCUUUCAGGAACUGAGGAAGCAGCCGCAAACAGCGUAACUUAACAAAUUAACAAGUUGUACGCCCGCCGUCGCUUCUGUGGCGCCUCCUGACCUCUGUCGGAAUAACGGCUGCUUCUCUGCGCUUCUUCUGACUCUCCUCGGUUCUCUCGCUGGAUUAUUUUACUAGACUGGAGGGGUGCUGGGAGGUUUUUCGGAGAAGACGGGAAGCAGCUUGAAUUUAACCCGGUUGGAAGGGCUGUGGCCAUGGCCGGGGGGGGUGGUGGUGGUGGCAGUGGGGCUUCUCCGUUGGGGCCCGCACCGCCGAUGUGGUAUCAUCGGGACCUGAGUCGAGCGGCGGCCGAGGAGCUGCUUGCCCGAGCCGGGAUAGACGGGAGCUUCCUGGUGCGGGAUAGUGAGAGUGUCAACGGGGCUUACGCUUUGUGUGUACUGUUUCAGAAGCACGUUCACACAUACAGAAUCCUACCAGACGAUGAAGGUUUUCUGGCAGUGCAGACCUCUCAGGGCGUGCAGCCUAAGCGGUUUAAGACUCUGCCAGAGCUGGUGUCAUUGUACCUGCAGCCCAGCCAGGGUCUGGUCACCACCCUGCUUUACCCCGUGGAGAGAGAGGAGACAGCUGUCAGUGACGACAGAGACUAUUCCGAUGGAGAGGAUGAGAAGCCUCCCCUCCCCCCUCGCUCUGCGUCCACCUCCACGCCCCCUGGACCAGACACACCCACAGACAGCACUCCAGCAGCUAAUGGCCUGAGUACCAUCUCUCAUGAGUACCUGAAAGGCAGCUAUGCUUUGGACCUCGAGGCAGUCAAACAGGGAGCCUCUUCACUGCCUCAUCUUAACAAGACACUAGUGGCCUCCUGCAAACGCCUUAAUGGGGAGGUGGAUAAGGUUCUGUCAGGUCUGGAGAUCCUGUCUAAAGUGUUUGAUCAGCAAAGUGCUUUCAUGGUAUCCAAAAUGAUCCAACAGGUACAGUCAGUGAAUCAGGCUGGAGACCAGGAGCUGGAGAACCUUGUGACCAAGUUGGCAGUUCUCAAAGACCUGCUGUCCUCCAUAGAGAAGAAGGCUCUGAAAGCACUACAGGACAUGAGUUUGCCCUCUUCAUGCUCCCCUCCUCCACACUUCAUGCGUCACAGCAAAGCCAUUCCUGUGCAGGCCUUUGAGGUGAAGCUUGAUGUUUACCUGGCUGAGCUGACAAAGAUCGGAAAGAGCCAGAAGUACACUCUGUCUGUGGACGUAGAGGGAGGAAGGCUGGUAGUGAUGAAGAAGAUGAAGGACAAUCAGGAAGACUGGAUCACCUACACACAUGACAAAAUACGUCAGCUGAUCAAGUCUCAGCGGGUGCAGAAUAAACUGGGCAUUGUGUUUGAGAAGGAGAAGGACAAGAGCCAGAGGAAAGACUUCAUCUUCGCUAGUGCCAAGAAGCGGGAGGCUUUCUGCCAGCUGCUGCAGCUGAUGAAGAACAAACAUUCCAAUCAGGAUGAGCCAGACAUGAUUUCCAUCUUCAUAGGCACCUGGAAUAUGGGUUCUGUGCCUACACCUAAAAACGUGGCCUCGUGGGUCUUGUGUCGUGGUCUCGGAAAGACGCUGGACGAGAUGACCGUCACCAUCCCUCAUGACCUGUAUGUGUUUGGAUCCCAGGAAAAUUCAGUGUGCGAACGGGAGUGGGUGGAGUCACUGCGCGCUCUGCUGAAAGAACAGACAGAACUGGAUUAUAAGCCGAUUGCCGUGCAGACUCUGUGGAACAUUAAACUUGCUGUGUUGGUCAAAGCUGAACAUGAGAAUCGGAUCAGCCAUGUUGGGAUGUCCAGCGUCAAGACGGGCAUCGCCAAUACGCUGGGUAACAAAGGAGCAGUGGGUGUGUCUUUCAUGUUCAACGGGACAUCGUUCGGCUUUGUCAACUGUCACUUGACAUCAGGGAAUGAGAAGAUUGCCAGGAGGAACCAGAACUACCUUGAUAUCCUGCGGCUGCUUUCACUAGGAGACAAACAGCUGAGCUCCUUUGACAUUUCGCUGCGUUUCACACACCUCUUUUGGCUGGGUGACCUCAAUUACAGGCUGGAUAUGGACAUACAGGAGAUUUUAAACUACAUUAAUAGGAAGGAGUUUGAUCCCCUGCUGAAAGUGGACCAGCUCAACCUGGAGAGGGAGAAGAAUAAAGUCUUUCUACGCUUUGCGGAGGAAGAGAUCUCGUUCCCGCCCACCUACCGUUACGAACGAGGCUCAAGGGACACGUAUGUCUGGCAGAAGCAGAAAGCCACAGGGAUGAGGACUAAUGUUCCAUCCUGGUGUGAUAGGAUCCUGUGGAAGUCUUACCCAGAAACACACAUAGUCUGCAACUCCUAUGGCUGUACAGAUGAUAUAGUGACCAGUGAUCAUUCCCCUGUAUUUGCUACGUUCGAGGUGGGGGUGACCUCCCAGUUUGUCUCCAAAAAAGGUUUGCCAAAGUCUUCAGAGCAGGCCUACAUUGAGUUUGAGAGCAUCGAGGCCAUAGUAAAGACGGCGAGCAGGACCAAGUUCUUCAUUGAAUUUUACUCCACUUGUCUGGAAGAGUUUAAGAAGAGUUACGAGAACGACAGUCAGAGCAGCGAUAACGUCAACUUUCUGCGUGUGGGCUGGUCCAACAAGCAGUUAACGACACUCAAACCUCUUCUAUCAGAGAUCGAGUACCUGCAGGAUCAACAUCUCUUGUUAACAGUGAAGUCACUGGAUGGAUAUGAGUCCUACGGAGAGUGUGUGUUGGCUCUGAAGUCAAUGAUUGGCAGCACAGCACAGCAAUUCCACACCUACCUGUCUCACCGUGGGGAGGAAACAGGAAAUAUCCGAGGGUCCAUGAGAGUCAGAGUGCCCUCUGAAAGGAUGGGAACCAGGGAGAGACUGUACGAGUGGAUCAGCGUGGAUAAGGACGAGACAAGUGGGCCUAAAGGGAAAUCUACUAUGGUGUCCAGAUCGGGACAUGAGUAUGUAAAACCAUCUGUGGUUCGUAAACCGCAUGGAGAGCUGGGAAAGGUUAGUGAAGAGGGAGAAAGGAACAGCAAGGAGGAAAAUGCUGCAAGAUCUAAACAGGACACAUCUGACAGCGAUCCAUCUAUCAGCAAGAACAGCUACAAUAAUCCUGCCUACUACAUCCUGGAGGGCGUUCCCAACCAGUCAGCUGCAGCCAUUUCACCUGAGCUUCUCCCAUCUCCUACCUCAGCCAACCCCCAGGCAGCUAAACCCCCUCCUCCCUCAGCCGGGCCACGAUCCAAACCCCCCAGCAUGGCCUCUGGGCCCCCUCACCCACGCAGACCAGUUACAGGACACUCAGUUCGUGUCAUUAGCGAGGAGGGCUCCUCAGAAGAUGAUGGAAGUGCUUGUAUGGUGGGAGCACAGGGAGGAGGUGUUGGAAGCACACUGAAUCGACCUCCUCCUGACUUCCCCCCACCUCCUCUACCAAAGGGAGCACUGGAGAUGGUUCCAGAGGCCCCCUUCCCCAAACCUCGCCCCCUUUACCCAGACCUAGCUGAGGUCAGGAUCCCAGCAGCUGGCUCCGGUCCCCCACUUGCCCUUGGAGAAGGUUUCAGACGAGGAGGAGUUGGAGCAGGCGCGUUGGAUGACCAGUCGUGCUCCGUGCUCCAUUUGGCAAAGACACUGAGUGAAAAUGAGUUUCUUGGACAGCCUCCUCGCGCCCCCUCGGCGCCGCCUCCUCUUAGAGGGCAGCCAAUGGGUUUAGGUCUGGAUGCCUGCCGCACCUUCCCACCUAGAAAUCCCAUCACAGAAAGUAUAGCUGAGGACAUGCCUGAGGAGGCACUUUGGGGCAGCAGUAGUUCAUCUCUGUCUGUGGGGGAAUCAUCAGUGGGCGAGUGGCUGCAGAGACUGGGACUGGAGAGGUAUGAGCAGGGUCUUCUACACAACGGCUGGGACGAUUUGGAGUUCCUCAGUGACAUCACCGAGGAGGACCUGGAGGAGGCGGGAGUUCACGACCCCACCCACAAGCGAAUCCUGCUUGAGAGCCUCAGGCAGCAGCAGCAGCAAAAGUAGACUAUCAAGCUGGUCCAUUGACCAGUCCAAACCAGCCUGGUACCACACCAGGCCGGCUCUCAGCUGAACUGAACUGAGCUGGAACGUGCCAAUCGAUGCCAGACUGUGCCUUCUGAGAGAAAUUGCACUCCAUUUGUACCUUCAAAAACACUUUCUGAACGUCCUUUGAUUUUUCACAUGUACUGUAUGCGUGAUGUCGUUGUCAUACAUGUGGCCUUAUUUAAUGAUAAUCAUUUCAGUCCUUAAAGCAUCACUACAUACUUUCGGCUUUAAAUCCAGUGAGAAGAUCAGACAGACCUGGUGAUGUGACUCAUGUAGAGCAGCUGAUGUCUUGUGUGUCGUACCGUCACCUGCAGCUUCAAGAGGGCAUUUAAAGCUCGUUUUCAUUCAUUCUGAGAAUCCCUAACUGAGGAGUUACACAGCUUAAUGCUUCUCAGUGACUUUCAAAGAGAGAAGAGGCCUUUGUUUUGCGUCUCUCACUUCAAACUCUUAACGACACUGGGUUCUUCUGAGUCUCAGGUUUUUCUUCGUCCCACUCUUAGUCGAAACAAGACAUCAGUGGGGAAUCAUUAGAGAGCAGUUGAGAGUAAUGUCGACCCACAGCUCGAGCAGAAGAACCUUUUAAAUUCUGUGAUGGAGGAGAGCAGGAUGUGGUGAAGGAAGGAAACUAGAAAGCCAGGCUAAAGUGGGCUAAACUCACAUUUUUUCAUUUUGUGUAUUUACGUAAUGAUGUGCAGGCCUCUGUUUGUUAAAAUGGCAGCCUGUGUUGUCCGAGUGUCUGUCAGUGUGUAUGUUUUUAAUGAAAAAGGGAAUAUUGAGUGAACCAAAUUAACCCCCUUAGAGGUAGAGGUGUAUAUUUCACCUUGGUGCAGCAUGUUGGGUGACUGCGUUGGCAGUCAGCUUGUGACGAUGGACGCACCAUCUUUGUGUGUGACACUGACUCUUCAGCUUUUAAUCUGACCCUGGCAUGUUGCAACAGGUCGUUAUGAUUCAUUUUCUUUCAGAAACUUAUAAGUUAAGUAAAUGUAGCAUGAUUUUAUUGCCACAGUCAGUAUUAAUCUUUAUUGGUCAAUAAAAUUAAGAGGCUGAAUGAGGUGAUAAAUGCUGUACCAUGGUGAAAUAUAACUUUCAGAAAUAUAUAUAUAUAUAUAUAUAUUUCUCAUGCUCACGUGUUGUCUGUGAUGAUGCUGAAUUUUAAUUUACAGAAAAAAAUGUUUUUUUAAACGUGUCACCAAUUUUUACUCAUUUCAUUUUUAAAAUCUAAAUGAAGCAGUUUUCAGGGAAUUGCUUAACGUAGCCAAAUACAUGAACUAAUUUGUCACCAAAACAAUUUUUUUUUUCUCCUUCUGUUUCAUCGAUGACGUUUAGUUUUACAUUGCCUAGCUUUAGGAUCAUGACAUAUUUUCUACAUAAGGGAGACCAUGUCAGCUCUGUAACACAUGACAAACAGAAAACUCAGGUUUCUGCAGGUCAGGUGUGACGUGAGGGCGCCUGUUCCCAGAUGUGAGCAGUAGAUGGCGCUGCUGCUCCACAAACCUGACUUUGGAAACUUGGGAACACAGGACAGAAAGCGUGCCAGUAAAUGCGGUUAUACUUCUUAGUCAAAUCCUUGUUUCCAUUUAGUUUUUAAGCAGGUAAAAGUCAAUUUUCUUUGCUCCUAAUUUAAAUCCUUUGAAUACAAAAAAAAAAAAGACUUACUGUUCCUUAAAGAGAUGGGAAUUCACCUCCACAUGCUUGACACCUUCUUUUAAGGUGGAUCACACUACAACGGUUUCGUGUUUUCUCAUGUCAGCGCUUUUACAAUGACAAAUCCUACAUAGUAAAACAUUCAGCUCUAAGUCUCUGAAUGAAACCUUCAUUCAUACCUGCAGAAGAGCCCCCUCUUGACCCAAAUACACUGAAUUAUUUUACUCACGUGCAACCUUUGACUCUUACUCACCAGUUGUGUUUUACAGUGCGUCUAAUCCUUUAACAGCCGAGCCGUCACAGCGCGGAGACUCUGGAUCAGCCUACAGACGUGUUAAAUCUAAAAAAGUGGUUUGAAGCCUUUUGGUCCUUUUCAGUGUUCUCAGUGGUGUGUGUGAGUGUUUGUUUGUUUGUUUGUGUGAGUGUGUGUGUGUGGGGACUUGUUUAGUUUGACACUCCAUUUUGUUUCCUCAUGUAGUCUACUUUGGUUGUGUUAACUUAAUGUAAGUUGUUCACCCUUGUAUUUUUAUUCAAUUAAAAUCUAAUAUCAUUACUUAUUUUAAAGAGUCACUAUUCUUAUUUUGUCUGCAGGGAAAGCUGAAGUUAUAGACCUGCUUCAGAAGGGCAAAGACUGAAUAGUUAAAUUAACUACAACCCCAACUGCAAAAACAAACAAAAAAAAAAACUGUUGGGAGGCUUUGUGAAAUGUAAACAAAAACAGAAUGCAAAUUAUUGCAAAUCUCAUAAACCCAUAUUUUAUUCACAUAGAACACAGAAAACAUAAGAAAUGUUCAAACUAAGAAAAUGUACAACUUUAGGAAAAGUAACAUCAUUUUGACUUAUAUGGCACCAACAUGUUUACCACUGUGUGGCAUCCCCUCUUCUUUUAACAACAGUCUGUAAAUGUUGCCGGGCUUUUGGGAGAGAAUUGUAGAGGAUCCUAGCUGCUCAGCAGUCCUGGCUCUUCCUGGGUCUUGUUCUAUUUUUCAUUUCAAGAUGCCCCAAAUGUUUUCAGGUGGUGAAAGGUCUGGACUGCAGGCAGGCCAGUUCAGCACCUGGACUCUUGAAGCAGGAAGCGGUUUAGUAUUGUCUUGCUGAAAUAUGCAAGGCCUUCUCUGAAACUGAUGGUGUCUGGAUGGGAGCAUUUGUCGCUUUAAAGCCUGUGUAUAUCCUUCAGCACCGAUGGUGCCUUUCCAGAUGUGCAAGCUGCCAAUUCCAUGUGCACUAAUGCACCCCCAUACUAUCAGAGAUGCGGGCUUUUGAACUGAGCGCUGAUAACAAGCCAAAUGGUCCCUCUUCUCUGUAGUCUGAGAGGAUACAGUAUCCAUGAUUUCCAAAAUAUAGUCUCGAUUUUUUUUUAUUUGUGCAGUUUUGCAUGUUUUCUCAGUACAUCUUAAAUGAGCUUUGGUCCAGAGGAGACAGUAUUUCUGGAUCAUGUUCAGUUCUGGCUUCUCUGCAUGAUUGACCUUUAACCUGCAUUUGUGGAUGGCACGGUGAACUGUGUUCACAGACAGAGAUUUCUGGAAGGGUUUCUGAGCCCAUGCAGUGAUUUCCUAUUUUUAAUGCACUUCAGCCCGAGGCCCUGAAGAUCACGGGGGUCCAAUACUGAGCCUCAUCCUUGUUCCUUGUGCGCAGUGCUUUCUCCAGAUUCUCUGAAUCUUUUGAUGAUAUUAUGCAGUGUAGAUGAUGAGAAAUUCAAAAUCUUUGCAAUUUUACAUUGAGGAAGAUUAUUCUGAAAUUAUUGCACAGUUUGUAGAUGUAGUCUUUUGCAGAUUGGUGAAACUCUCCCUCUCUGAAAUGAUCUUUUUAUAUCCAAUCAUCUCACUGCCAAUUAACACAAUUAAUUGCAAAAUGUUCCUCCAGCUGUUUCUUUUAGUAUCACUUUUCCAGCUUCUUUUCAUGCCUGUGGCAAAUUUUUGAGAGUCCACCAAAAAUAAAUUGUUGCCGCCAUCAAAUUGAAAAUGGGCUG